GAGCUACUCCAAACAGGUUAAAGAUGCCUCCGCAUGGAAAUGCAGCUUUUCUUCUCUUAUUAUCUAUCGUAUUCUUGUCAUGGAGAAUUUCUCAUGGAGGCAAGAUUCUGGUCGUUCCUUUAGAGGGAAGCCACUGGGUGAACAUGGACGUCAUGAUCAAAGCUCUCCACUCUCGAGGACACUCUGUCGACGUGGUACGAACCGAUAAAAGCUGGUACAUCCAGGACGACUCCCCGCACUACAAGACAAUCACAGUUCCUGUCGCUGAAGCUUUUAAUCAGGACUUUGUGAAGGUGAUUCUGGAAAGGAUCAUUGCUAUAGAAAGGGGAGAGAGCACAGCUUUGAGCUUCGCCAGUUUGCAGGUUGAGAUGUUUACUGCAAUGUAUAAUGUGCACAGAAUAAUGUGCAGAAUGGCUACUAUCAUGUUUAACGAUAAAGACUUAAUGAGUAGUUUAAAGGAGAGUAAAUAUGACCUUGUCCUUACUGACCCGGCGUGGGGUGUAGGUAUAAUGUUGGCUCACGCUCUUGAACUGCCUCUGGUUUAUAAUGUGCGGUGGAUAACUAGUGGAGAGGGACAUUUAGCCAUUGCACCUUCUCCGUUGUCUUAUAUCCCAAUGACCACCUCAGGAUUUUCAGACAAAAUGACUUUCAUGCAGCGAGUUAAGAAUUUUAUUUUCGCCACCAUUUUGCAAGUGCAGGACAGAUUUUUAAUCAGCCCUCAGUAUCAAGCUGUUUGUGAUAAGUUCUUUGGCCCAGAAAUCAGAUAUAAUGACUUACUACAGGGAGCAGAUCUGUGGCUCAUGAGAGUGGACUUUGUGUUUGAGUUUCCUCGCCCCACCAUGCCUAAUGUUGUCUAUAUGGGAGGGUUCCAGUGUAAACCUGCCAAACCUUUACCCGAACACCUGGAGGAGUUUGUGCAGAGUUCCGGAGAGCAUGGAGUCGUCAUCAUGUCAAUGGGGACUUUUGUGAGUCAACUUCCUGCUGAUCUAACAAAUGAGAUGGCUGCAGCUUUUGCCAAAUUACCUCAGAAAGUCAUCUGGAGGCAUAAAGGUGACAGACCAGCGGCUCUGGGCAACAACACUUUACUAGUCGACUGGAUGCCGCAGAAUGACCUUUUAGGACAUCCCAAGAUAAAAGUAUUUGUGGCUCACGGAGGAACAAACGGAGUUCAAGAGGCAAUUUAUCACGGAGUCCCAGUUGUGGGUUUACCCUUGUUUUUCGACCAAUACGACAACCUGCUGCGUCUGAAAGAGAGAGGAGCAGCUAAGAUUCUUACAUUAGCCACAGUGGACAAAGACGACAACUUCCUGAAGGCCAUACAGGAAGUCCUGCACGAGCCCUCCUACAGGACGAACGUGCAGAGGCUCUCCAGGCUGCACAGAGAUCAGCCGAUGAAGCCGCUGGAUACCGCCCUCUUCUGGAUAGAGUUUGUCAUGAGACACAAAGGUGCAGCUCACCUGAGAACAGAGUCCUACAGACUGCCAUGGUAUUCCUACCACUCUGUGGAUGUCAUCAUAGUCAUUCUCACCCUCAUCUGCAUGUUAGAAAUCAAAGUCAUCUAUAUGACCUUCAAUAGGCAAUAA
Molecule: messenger RNA, 1583 nt
Organism: Chelmon rostratus (copperband butterflyfish)
Lineage: Eukaryota; Metazoa; Chordata; Actinopteri; Chaetodontiformes; Chaetodontidae
Product: UDP-glucuronosyltransferase 2B17-like
Exons: 3
Coding region: 24-1583 (519 amino acids)
Molecular function (GO): UDP-glycosyltransferase activity
Source: RefSeq, a predicted model, not a curated record